Molecule: messenger RNA, 1464 nt
Organism: Cucurbita pepo subsp. pepo (vegetable marrow)
Lineage: Eukaryota; Viridiplantae; Streptophyta; Magnoliopsida; Cucurbitales; Cucurbitaceae
Product: endoglucanase 14-like
Biological process (GO): carbohydrate metabolic process
Molecular function (GO): hydrolase activity, hydrolyzing O-glycosyl compounds
Source: RefSeq, a predicted model, not a curated record
AUGGCUUCUUCUUCGAGUAGCAUUGUUGGUGUGUUGGUUGGGCUUGGAGUUGUUCUUGCUCAUAUCCAUGGCUGCCUUGGAGCUGAUUAUAAAGCAGCUUUAACAAGUUCUUUGUUGUUUUAUGAAGCUCAAAGAUCAGGCAAAUUGCCCAGUGAUCAAAGAAUUAAAUGGCGUGGAGAUUCCGGCCUGCAAGAUGGCAAGGCUUCAGGCAUAGAUCUUGUCGGAGGGUAUUACGAUGCCGGCGACCACGUCAAAUUUGGGUUCCCAAUGGCAUUCACUUUGACAAUGUUAGCAUGGAGCGUGGUGGAAUACAGCCCCCAACUUGGCGCCAAACAUGAGCUACAAAACGCUCUUACCGCUAUUAAAUGGGGAACGGAUUACUUACUCAAGGCUCAUCCAGAACCCAAUGUGCUAUACGUUCAAGUUGGCGAUGGCGACUCCGAUCAUGGCUGUUGGAUGAGACCUGAAGAAAUGACCACGCCGCGUCCUGCCUACAAGAUCGACGCUCAGCAUCCCGGCUCCGACGUCGCUGCUGAGUCAGCCGCCGCUCUGGCCGCCGCUUCCAUUGCUUUCAAAGCUUCGGAUGGUCGAUAUUCCUCCAAGCUUCUUGGCCAUGCAAAACAGCUCUUUGAAUUUGCGAGGAAUCAUCAAGGGCUUUAUCAAAAUAGUGUUCCUGGAGUGGGACAGUUCUAUUCCAGCUCCGGAUUUCAGGAUGAAUUGUUGUGGGCUGCUGUCUGGCUUUAUCGUGCAACUGGGGAUCGAGCGUACCUUGAUUAUUUGGGUGGGUCGGGUAAUGCCGGUGGGGCAAGAACUAUGUUCUCUUGGGACGACAAGUUUGCUGGUGUUCAAAUCCUUGCGGCUAAGCUCGUUUUGGAUGGGAAGGUUCAGGGAUCAGGUGUGUGGUCAGAUUUCAAGAGCCAAGGUGAGCAAUUCCUUUGCUCUUGCCUCCAAAAGGGCAACAACAAUUUUAGGAAAACCCCUGGUGGACUCCUCUAUUUCGCCGAUUGGAACAACCUUCAAUACGUCACCACCGCCACCUUCCUCGCCACCGUCUACUCCGAUUACUUGGCUGCCAAACACGCCCCGAUGCAAUGCGUCGGCGGUCUCGUCCAGCCGCCUGAUCUCAUCUCCUUCGCUAAAUCUCAGGUGGAUUAUAUUCUAGGUUCAAACCCGAACGGAAUGAGCUACUUGGUCGGACUCGGUUCAAAAUACCCGAGCCAAGUUCAUCAUAGAGGAGCUUCCAUUGUUUCAAUCAAGACUAACCCAACCCCAGUCGAAUGUAAAGCGGGAUUUGACUUAUGGUUCCACAAGAACGCUCCGAACCCGAAUGUUUUAACCGGAGCAGUGGUCGGAGGACCCGACAUUAAUGAUCAGUAUAGUGAUACGAGGACCAAUUACAAUAUGGCUGAAACAGGAACUGCAAACGGGGCGCCAUUUGUUGGCGUCUUGGCACGGUUGGCUUGA